Molecule: messenger RNA, 4729 nt
Organism: Gordionus sp. m RMFG-2023
Lineage: Eukaryota; Metazoa; Nematomorpha; Gordioida; Chordodea; Parachordodidae
Exons: 27
Coding region: 1-4671 (1556 amino acids)
Biological process (GO): lipid transport
Molecular function (GO): lipid carrier activity
Source: RefSeq, a predicted model, not a curated record
AUGGAUCUAAGUAAAAAUUUUGACUCCGAAUAUUUGGCCAAGAAAAUAGAUACUUUUCUUAUAGAACAACUUCAAGGAACAGAUACCUUCAAAAUUUUUAGGUUUGUAGAGAAAAGGUUGACUUUCCCCACAGCGACCGGUAUCCCCGUCAGUGUUUUUGUUAAAGGCGAUAUUCUGAUGAAUAUUAAAUCCCUGUUGCAACCUGGUCUAAAUUUUAAAUGGGACAUCGAUAGAAAAUUAAUGGUAAACUUUACCGGCGUCACAUCUAUCGGAUCCCAGGAAUAUAAACUACCAAAUUUUCACCGGGAUCUAAUGCUCCAUUCCGAUAAGAGAUUCACUUUAAACGCCACAAAGGUUGGGAACAACUUAACCUUUACCCUGGAUAGACCAACCAAAAAAUUUUCCAUUCUAAGAUACAGUAAAAGACAACUUUUAAUGAUUGACGGCGAGGAGAUGAACAUGCCCGAAAAUGAUUCUACACUCGUCAACGUACCAAACUUUUAUACCGCUAAUGCUUUUAGUUCUAACAGCUCCUGCUUUUUCCCCAAAUUUGUGGACAACCUAUUAGGCUUUAAAUUGUGCCAAACUGUCAAACUAUAUAAUUUCGGGUCUUUUCAUCCAUUUUUUAGAUGGACAGCCUUGGGUAACCCGUAUUCUUACGAAAUUUAUGCUGAACCUAUCGGAGUUAAAUACAGCAAAUUAACCAUCACCCAAAGUUCUAGAGUUGAAGCAACAUGUGACAAUGACAAAUACUCACAUACUUUAACAUCGAGAGAAUUUGACGUUCGAUACGAAACAGAUGUUAAAUCCAGAAUCACGUUUAGCAGGCAGUUGUAUCCAGCGAAUGAUGACAGUUGCGAUGAUGCUUAUAAAAGAGUUUAUUUGGAAGUCAAAGAUAGCGGCAAUGAGUUUAAUUUGGAAGUAGAUUGGUCUAGAGCUAAGCCAAAAGUAGGCUCAGAAUUCGAGACACUAUUCAAGGCCAAAGUAUCUGCACCGGAUGGCAAGAAAAAACAAAAGUUGGAUAUAUUCUAUGAAAACAAAGGUGCGAUUGACGAAAAAAAGCCGUCGACAAAUGAAUCCUUUUAUAGACGGCGAACACUUGCGUGGAAACUUUCCUUCGACAAAGAUUUACAAAAUUGGAUAUAUAACGGUACAGCCGCCUACAGUCCCCUCUUCUUUAAUCUGGAAAGCGACUUGAAUUGCUUGGAUUGCCUAAAUGUAUUUUCCGAUUCCUAUACUCGCAAUGUAUCGAGGUAUCGAUUCGCCCUAGAAGCUAAUUUACUUUCAGAAAAACGCUGGACAGAAGGAAUGUCGGACAUCGUGUACCUAAGACUGUUUUUAGGUUCAAUUAUUCCUAAAAAUUGGAAUUUUAGCUUAAUCGUAACGGGCUUGAUUUAUCUACCUAACACUUUGACGAUAGAUUUGGAAGCACUCGCUAGCAUCAAGGAUAAAAAGUACCCACUUACGGUGAAUUAUUCCUGGUUUCUUGAACCUCGGACAUCUAAUAAAGUUGUCAGCAUAGAUGGUAGAUAUAAUUACACUGCGCUUGAAUUGAACGAAAGACAUCUGAUACGCAUUUCGCUGCCAGGGGUUCGUUAUCUCGUCGCAACGAAUUUGACAAAAGGUGGAAAUAAUUUGAAACUCAAUUUCUAUUUAGAUAGUAACCCCAAAAAUUAUUCCAAUGUUCAAGAAUCUUCACCUUUCAGUGCUUCUUACAAAAUGAGCAUGGAUAAAAAUGUCAGUUCGCUAAGUUUUUAUAAGGGCAACUCUGUUUUCACGCUUACCUCCCCGAAAAUUACACUAAACAAUGAUUGGCUCUUGAAACAUAACCCUGUAUCCAAAGAAUUUGAAAUUGGUUAUAAUAGCAGGGAAAUCAUUGCCGGCAAAUUCGCACUGUACGCGUGGUUCAAGUUUAGCUACUCUACAUUGGAUAUGCAUUACAACUUUAGCUACUACGAGAGCGAAUCAUUGACCGUGAAUAUGAUUGGGUUCACUAACAACAAAGAACUUAUAAAGAAGAAAUUUAAAGAUGAAUCUCUGUACAUUAGAACCGAUUCAGGAUUUUCACGAUCUCAAUAUGAUUCUCAAUCCGAUUAUAACUAUUCAUGCACAAGCAAAAUAAAUUUCGGGAAUAAUGCUAUGGCCUCUAAGCAAUGCUCGGUACAUAGAAAGAUAUACGACUCCGAAUUAAAUUUUCAAGCAAAAUAUUUGACUCCUACAAUCCAAAAGGGAUCCAAUAGUUUCUUCAGUUUCACUUAUUCGCGAUCAUUCGUUGGAAAAGUUUGGGCACUUAUUAACACUACUCUCACCCUAAAUAUCGGGUUGAUAUCCCCUUUGCGCCAAUUUGGAAACAAGUUUAGUCUCAAUAUCUCGGAUUUCGGAAUGAUACAGAGCAAAGGUUUUACCCACAAUAACGGAACUUACAUGUCUACCUCUCUAUUUUACUAUUAUAACAUGUCAAAUUUGGAGGAUGGAAUACAUCUGGCGUUUUUAGAAGCUCGCUGGCUAUCUUCUCAAGCCAUAGCCAUUUCCGUUUCCUUCAAGCAAAGAUUUAAGAUCAUUUUUGAAAACUAUUUGAGGACCAAAUUUGACGUUAAUAUGGAAAAUAUAUAUGUGAGUUGGUAUUACAUCGUUUCUUCGUACACAACUAUUUUGGGGCAAUAUUUGAAUCCCAUAUGGAUAUUCCCUUCAAUCAAUCCCAUCACCUCUUCGUAUAAUGAAUUUGCGUAUAAUCCAGAUAACUAUUACCUUAAAUCCCUACCCGAUCUUAUCCCUGAAAAUACAAAUGAAUUGGUUAACGAAAUCAGGCUCUCCAUUGCUAAUCUAGUCAUAAUUAACCCGCUUAACCUAUGGUUUAUAAAGUGGACCACAUUAUGGAAUCGAAUUUCAUCUAUCACAACAACCCGGAAAUGGAAUAUAAAGGAGAUAAAUGAUUUGUCGUUCUUUCAAAUAUUAUACCAUCCUUUAAGAUGGCCUAAUUUUACGCAUUUGCCUCAAAUAGAACCUGAUGACGUAAAAAUAUAUUUGACAUACUUUGCCAAGUUAUAUCAAAUACCAGGAUUCAAGUUUUGGAACACUGCCAGGAAUUUUGGUUUAAAUGAGAAACCGACUAGGAUAUAUCUGAGACAAGCAGUUAUAAUGAAGGAUUUGACCAUAUCCUUUGACGGGAGCGUAUCAAAAUUGAAGGAAAUAAACACCGAAAAUUGUAUCUCCAUUUUAGCUCACGAUAUUUAUGGAAAAUUUACUUUAUUCCAGAGAGGUUCUAAUCAACUAACUUUAAGAACCAUAUUAGGUGACCUAUCUCUGAUUUUCGAAAACGAGAAUGAUACUCUCAAACCCAAUCCGACUAGCACCCAUGUGCACUAUAUAACGAUUAAACUAAACGAACGGAACGUAGAAACAUUGCCGUACCUAUUAAAAGGAUAUAAUGACUCGAUAGGGUUGAUUUACAUGAAGGGACACUUCCUAAAUAUUAAAUUUGCAGGUAUCGAACUGAUCUGCGAAGAUAAGCAUCUUUACCAUACUGACAUGACAUGCGUUUUGAUACUUAGAUAUCCUAAAUAUCAUGGUUCCAUCUACGGCCUAUUGGGGAAUAACGAUAUAAAUCCAGGGAACGACAAAAUAUAUACAAAUAUACCUAAGGGUAUCCCUUUGUGUUCGUACACUCCAUUGAGUUCUGAAUUAAAAUCCCAAGUGUUAACUGAAACAAAAUAUACAAGUUUAUGCAAAGAUGCAUUUGAUGACUGGAACAUGAUGUCACCGUUCUACGCAUGCUCUCAGGAUGUGCCUCCGGAACCAUUUUAUCAAUCCUGCAUAACUAUCAGUGGAACUCAGCGUGAAAGGGGAAUAUGUAAAAUAGCUAGCUUAUACAGGACCAUAUGUAGAAACAGAAAUAUAAUACUGCCUCAACUCAAUUAUUGUGAAGAUGCCAAAGUUGACACAUUUUUAUUUCCGACUAUUUGGAAAGGGAGGAUCAAACCGGCAACUUUCGAUAUAAUUUUCAUCGUGUCCACUGAUUCUAAAAACACUACCAAGCAAUUAAUAUUAGACUUGGCGCUAAAGAUUGAAACUAUACUCAAAUCGGAUAUUAAAUACGCGUUACUAUACGAUCUAAAUAUCAUAAAAUCUGAUCGUGCAAAAUUCGGCAAACGUUUCAAUAGCGAAAAUAUCUUUACGACCUCCUAUUACGACGAUGUGCUAUAUGAUAAAAUAAAUUUGGCAAAGAUUUUGCAGCAACCGAUAGACCUAGAACCAACGUUUAAUGAGUUAGAGACAGUAAUCAAUACUCUUUCUGGAUAUCCACUGAGAGAUGGAUCCAUCAAAAUUUGCAUUCAUCUCCUUUCAUCAAAUACCGCCUUAAAUGUUGAGCAAUAUCAAAGGGUGCUCAAAGUGUUAGAUAAUAGAGGCGUGAUAUAUAACGUUAUAGGAGAUGGACUUAAAGAUAUUUUGAUUACGCAAUAUUUAACGCAGAAAACGUUUGGAAGAUCUUUCGAUAUAUCCGAUUAUUAUAAAGAGAAUCUUAAAAAGGAGUGGUUAGAAAAGUUUGGAGAUAAUAUAGGAACUCAGAUAAAUAAAUCUCUGCAUUCAAACUUUUGUAAUGUCUGCCAAAACAUAUUAACCGUCGAUGGUAUAUUGAGAGAACAAUGCAAAGCAUUCAGGAUAUUCUGCUAGUUGGGUUCGAUUCAUCAUAAUUGGGAAUCUUCGUUUUUAUAUAUUCAAAUGCUUUCAU